Molecule: messenger RNA, 2061 nt
Organism: Nerophis lumbriciformis (worm pipefish)
Lineage: Eukaryota; Metazoa; Chordata; Actinopteri; Syngnathiformes; Syngnathidae
Source: RefSeq, a predicted model, not a curated record
CUGCUCCAGGUGCCUACAGACGAUUCGAUGGGACUGCUGGCUGAGCCCCAGGUGGCCAUGUUCUGCGGGAAACUCAACAUGCACGUCAACGUGCAGAGCGGCAAGUGGGAAACAGACCCCUCAGGCACCAAGAGCUGCGCCGAUACAAAGGAGGGCAUCCUGCAAUACUGUCAGGAGGUUUAUCCCGAGCUCCAGAUUACCAAUGUGGUGGAGGCCAACCAGCCCGUCAGCAUCCAAAACUGGUGCAAGAAGGGCCGCAAGCCGUGUCGCAGUCACGUGCACAUUGUGGUGCCCUACCGCUGUUUGGUGGGAGAAUUUGUGAGCGAUGCCUUGCUGGUUCCUGACAAGUGCAAGUUCUUGCAUCAGGAGCGCAUGUACCAGUGCGAGAACCACCUGCACUGGCAUACCGUGGCCAAAGAAUCCUGCACGGACCGCACCAUGAACCUGCACGACUACGGAAUGCUCCUCCCGUGUGGCAUUGACCGUUUCCGAGGGGUGGAGUUUGUGUGCUGUCCGACGGAGGCUGAGCGCGACGCUGAGAGCGCCGAGCGGGACGCCGACGAUUCUGACGUCUGGUGGGGCGGAGCAGAGACAGAUUAUUCCGAUAACAGGUAUGGAAUGGGGUCACGGGACGGCGAGCAAUCUGUGGCGCAGGAGGAAGAGGACAAGGAAGAAGAUGUGCUGGACAACGACAGAGAUGGCGACGGAGAUGAGGACGAGGAGGAUGAAGAGGCGGAGGAUGAAGAAGACAUGGCCGACGCGCUCGAAGACGACGACGACGACGAGCCGGCCGCCAAUGUUGCCAUGACGACCACCACUACCACCACCACCGAGUCAGUGGAGGAGGUCGUGAGGGUCCCCACAGCCACACCUGGCUCCCCUGACGCCGUGGACCACUACCUGGAGACACCCGCUGAUGAAAAUGAGCACACCCAUUUCCAGAAAGCUAAAGACGGCCUGGAGGCCAAACACCGAGAAAGGAUGUCCCAGGUGAUGAGAGAGUGGGAAGAGGCUGAGAGGGAUGCAAAGAAUCUUCCACGCGCAGACAAAAAGGCAGUUAUCCAGCGUUUCCAAGAGAAGGUGGAGACACUGGAGCAGGAAGCAGCCAGUGAACGUCAGCAGUUAGUGGAGACCCACAUGGCCCGAGUGGAAGCUCUUCACAACGACCGCCGGCGUCUGGCUCUGGAAAGCUACCUGACCGCCCUGCAGCAGGACCCACCCAGGCCUCGUCACGUCUUCAGCCUGCUGAAGAAGUACGUGCGCGCCGAGCAGAAGGACAGACAGCACACCCUCAAACACUUUGAACACGUCCGUAUGGUGGACCCCAAGAAGGCGGCGCAAAUCAGGCCUCAGGUGCUGACACAUCUUCGUGUCAUUGAGGAACGCAUGAACCAAUCGUUGGGACUUCUCUACAAGGCACCUGGUGUGGCUGAUGAUAUCCAGGAUCAAGUUGAGCUUCUUCAGAGGGAACAAGCAGAGAUGGCCCAGCAGCUGGCCAACCUGCAGACAGACGUGAGGGUGAGCUACGGUAACGACGCACUGAUGCCCGACCAGGAGCUGGGAGACGGACAGACGGAGCUGCUGACUCAGGAGGACACGCUGGGCUUGGGAGGAAUCGGCUUUAUUCAUCCCGAGAGCUUUAACCAACCAAACACUGACAACCAAGUUGAGCCUGUGGACUCCCGCCCCAGUCUUGAUAGAGGCGUCCCCACACGGCCAGUAACCGGAAUGAAGAUGGAAGCUAUUCCUGAACUCCGAAUGGAAAAGGGCGACCGACAGAGUACGGAGUAUGAAGUUCACCACCAGAAGCUGGUGUUCUUUGCCGAGGACGUCGGCUCCAACAAGGGCGCCAUAAUCGGCCUGAUGGUCGGCGGCGUUGUCAUAGCGACAGUGAUCGUCAUCACCUUGGUGAUGCUGAGGAAGAAGCAGUACACUUCUAUCCACCACGGAGUCAUCGAGGUGGAUGCCGCCGUCACCCCCGAGGAGCGCCACCUGUCGAAAAUGCAGCAGAAUGGCUACGAGAACCCCACCUAUAAGUUCUUUGAACAGAUGCAGAACUGA